This is a messenger RNA of Centruroides sculpturatus (bark scorpion), 612 nucleotides long. Its product is annotated as pre-mRNA-splicing factor 38A-like. The record is from RefSeq and is a predicted model, not a curated record. The transcript has 3 exons. The coding region runs from base 14 to 592 and encodes 192 amino acids. Lineage: Eukaryota; Metazoa; Arthropoda; Arachnida; Scorpiones; Buthidae.
GGAAAUAAUUCGUAUGGAUCAAUUUAUUCAUGAACUAUUACAUGAAGAAAGAGUUUGUGAUAUUUUUCUACCAAGAAUUCAGAAAAGACAAGUUUUGGAAAAGUGUAAUUAUUUAGAACCAAGAAUUAGUGCUCUGGAUGAUGAUCUUUAUGAUGUUGAAUCAGAUGACGAUAAGGACCUGAGAAGAAGCUUAACGUUAGAUAGACGUCUUCCACUUCAUUUAAAAAGAGACGAUGAUAAGAAUAAGAGAAAUCUUUCUCCACUUCGUCACAGACGUAGUCGAAGUAGGUCUCCUCACAAACGAGGGCAUUCUUCUCGAAGAAGAUCAAGAUCCAGAGAAAGACACCAGCGUCAGAGUCGUUUUCAAGAAAGAGACAGAGAGAGGGAAAAAGAUCGUGAUAAAAACAGAAGACAUCGAUCAAGAUCAACAGGACAUAAGAAAAAAUCAAGUAAACACAGUCGAAGGGAAAAAGAAAACGAUCCAGAUGAUAGAGAACGAAGAGAUUCGGGAAGAGGUGAAAGCAGAGAUGAUAAGAUUGCUGAAGCAAAUGCACUUUGUGCUAAACUUGGCUUACCUCCAUUACAACUAUAGAUUUUGUAUGUAACAUUACA